AAACUAGCCUAAUCUUUUUGCAAUGGUAAGCCCAAUUCUGGGCCCAUUAUCAAUACCACAUCGUCUCCUUCGCCGCGCAAUGUUACGUGUCAAAUCUUCUUAGAGUUACGAUCUGAAUCCGAUCGCUGCUGUAGAAUCAGUUUCGUGCUCCGCAGAUUCUCGAGCUUCCUCUCUCUCUCUCUCUCUCACUUGAGAUCUUCCCGAGCUCCAGAAGAAGGGAUCGGAGAAAGAGAGUUUCUUUAUACGUUUCUCGAUCUGAAUCAUAAUAAAAGAUCUCUUCUUGCAGAAAGAGACGAAAGGUCUUUGCAGAAGUUGCCAGUUUUGAAUUUGAAGUUAAAACUACCGAUUCUUUGAUGAGGUCUAGGUAGAAUCUAGGAUUGUAAUUGAUCUGCUCCCUUUGCUUUGAGUGUUUGCCUAUACCUUCAUCCAACAGUUAAGCAAUAAUGAAUACGGAGAAUCGGAAUUUUCCAGCUAGGCCUCCUCCUCCUCCGUUCUCCUCCUCUCCUUUCGCAUCUGCUCCGCCGCCAGGUGUUGUUCCACCUCAAUCCGGUGGACCAGAGGCGGUUGGCUUUAGACCACCUACAAGGCCUUUCACACCUUCUGGUCCUCCUAUGGCUCCACCAGCGGGUGUGAUGAGGCCUGCAGGCCAACCUCCUUUGGUUUCUCAGCUUCCAGGGAGUAGACCUCCACCGCCAUCAGCUUAUGGUCCUCCCGGUGGUGGUGGUUCUUUUCAGCGGUUUCCAACCCCUCCUCCUAGUGGUGUACCACCACCACCUCAAACUCUUGCAGGUCACUUAUCGCCUCCAAUGUCUUUUCGCCCACAGCAACCAAUGGCUUCUGUUACAAUGGGACCUCCUCCACAGAGUAUGACUUCUGGAAUACCUGGAGGGUUUGCUUCUCCCUCUGGUCCUGGUUUUCAACAGUCCAUGCCUGGUGGUCCACAGCCAUCUUAUCCUGGUUAUCCCAGUAAUCAAGUCUUACAGGGUCCCCCAAAGCCGUUCCAGUCUCCAUCUCAGGGUCCUCCGUCUGCAGUCUCAUCGUAUCCUCCACAGACAGGAGGUUUUGCUCAGCACCCAGGACAGCAGAAUAUGCAUCCAAGCUAUGCUCCUCCUCCUACCAGUAACGUUCAAGGCUUGGUUGAAGAUUUCAAUUCGCUGUCCCUUUCAAAUAUUCCGGGGUCGCUUGAGCCAGGACUUGAUCAUACCUCGUUCCCAAGGCCAUUGGAUGGUGACGUGGAGCCGAGUUCGUUUGCUGAAGCGUACCCUAUGAAUUGCCAUUCUAGAUAUCUGCGGCUGACAACUAAUGCGAUUCCAAAUUCACAGUCUCUGGCGUCGAGGUGGCAUUUGCCUCUAGGAGCUGUUGUUUGUCCACUUGCUGAGGCUCCUGAAGGGGAGGAAGUGCCACUAAUUGAUUUUGGUUCAAGUGGCAUCAUCCGCUGCAGAAGAUGCCGUACCUAUGUGAAUCCUUAUGUUACUUUCACAGAUUCUGGAAGAAAGUGGCGGUGUAAUAUUUGUUCUAUGCUUAAUGAUGUGCCUGGUGAAUACUUCUCACAUUUGGAUGCUACUGGCCGAAGAAUGGACUUGGAUCAAAGGCUUGAGCUGACAAAGGGCAGUGUUGAAAUUAUUGCUCCAACAGAAUACAUGGUUCGGCCUCCGAUGCCACCAAUUUACUUCUUCCUCAUUGAUGUAUCAUUUUCUGCUACUAAAAGUGGGAUGCUUGAGGUUGCUACUCAAACGAUUAAGUCUUGUUUGGAUAACCUGCCUGGUUAUCCCAGAACUCAAAUUGGAUUUAUUACUUACGACAGCACUUUACAUUUUUACAACAUGAAGUCAUCUUUGAGUCAGCCGCAAAUGAUGGUCGUUUCUGAUUUAGAUGAUAUAUUUGUCCCAUUACCGGAUGAUCUCCUUGUCAAUCUGUCUGAGUCUAGAAAUGUAGUGGAAGCCUUUUUGGACAGUCUGCCUCUGAUGUUUCAAAAUAAUGUCAAUGUGGAAUCCGCUUUUGGUCCAGCCCUCAAAGCGGCGUACAUGGUUAUGAACCAACUUGGUGGCAAGUUGCUAAUUUUCCAGAACUCGUUACCUUCUCUUGGUGUUGGGCGGUUAAAGUUGCGCGGAGAUGAUCCUCGUGUCUAUGGAACUGACAAAGAAUAUACUUUAAGAGUAGCUGAAGACACCUUCUAUAAGCAAAUGGCUGCCGAUUGUACCAAGUUCCAGAUAGGAAUUAAUGUUUAUGCGUUCAGUGAUAAGUACACUGAUAUUGCCUCCUUAGGGACACUGGCAAAAUACACCGGAGGACAGGUGUACUACUAUCCAGGCUUCCAAUCGUCUAUUCAUGGAGAUAAGUUAAGACACGAACUUGCUAGAGACCUUACAAGGGAAACUGCGUGGGAAUCCGUUAUGCGAAUAAGAUGUGGAAAAGGAAUUCGUUUCUCGUCCUACCAUGGGAACUUCAUGCUAAGGUCUACAGACCUGCUUGCUCUACCAGCUGUUGACUGUGACAAAGCAUAUGCAAUGCAGCUAACUCUGGAAGAGACAUUGCUUACAACCCAGACGGUCUAUUUCCAAGUCGCUUUACUAUACACUGCUUCUUGCGGAGAGAGGCGUAUAAGGGUACACACAGCUGUUGCACCAGUGGUUACAGAUCUUGGAGAGAUGUAUAGACAAGCAGACACCGGUUCCAUUGUCUCUGUAUAUUCUAGAUUAGCAAUUGAGAAAACUUUAUCCUCAAAAUUGGAUGAUGCACGGAAUGUCAUACAGCAAAAGAUUGUUAAAGCUCUCAGAGAGUAUCGUAAUCUUAACGCGGUGCAGCAUCGGUUGGGGUCUAGAUUAAUAUACCCAGAGUCUUUGAAGUUCUUGCCACUGUACGGAUUGGCAAUUGGUAAGUCCACUCCUCUUCAAGGUGGACCUGCUGACGCUUCACUUGACGAGCGCUGUGCGGCGGGCUUCACCAUGAUGGCUCUGCCUGUCAAAAAGCUACUGAAGCUGUUAUAUCCCAGUUUAUUCCGUGUUGAUGAGUGGCUCUUAAAGCCAUUAGCAGACCUUGAUGACCUUAAGGACGUAGUAAGGAGAUUGCCUCUGGCUGCAGAGAGUUUAGAUUCUAGAGGCCUUUACAUUUAUGAUGAUGGCUUUCGAUUGGUUUUGUGGUUUGGCCGAAUGCUUUCACCUGACAUUGCUAAAAAUCUUCUUGGAGCUGACUUUGCAGCAGAGCUCUCAAGGGUUACACUGCAAGAGCAAGAGAAUGGGAUGUCGAAGAAGCUAAUGAGGCUGAUAAAGAAAGUGAGGGAGAAUGAUCCGUCAUAUCAUCCCAUGUGUUUCCUAGUGAGGCAAGGAGAACAACCACGAGAAGGCUUCCUUCUCCUCCGACAUCUCAUUGAAGACCAGAUGGGCGGUUCGACUAGCUAUGUUGAUUGGGUUCUGCAACUUCACCGCCAAAUCCAACAAAAUGCGUAAUAGUUCACAAUGACAACUUGGGUGACAAAAUACGCCUCUCUGGACCAUUAAAGAACUCAUGAGCUCAACAUCUUCUUCUUAAGCAGUUUAUUGAGCUCAACAGGCAGAAGUUUCAGGAUCAUUGCGGUCUCUGCUUCUUGGGCAUAAUGUGUUGUUUUGGAAAAUUACAGAAGCAUACUUCCCUUUGAAUUUUCUUCAUUUGUUUUUUAUAGAACUUUUCUCAAGUGCUGGCUUUGAUUCGCCUUAUAACCAGAAUGUUUGUCAUAAAGAUUAGACAUUUUUUUUGUUUUUUCUUCUGUGGCCAUAUUUUUUCGCUUUUCAAAAUUUCUUGUGCGUCUGUACCAGAUUUGUUUUGGGAGUUAACAGUCUGUCUUAAUCAUGGCUAUUAACAAUAGUAUUGUCUUGAUGAA
This is a messenger RNA of Brassica rapa (field mustard), 3856 nucleotides long. Its product is annotated as protein transport protein Sec24-like At3g07100. NCBI's taxonomy places the organism in Eukaryota, Viridiplantae, Streptophyta, Magnoliopsida, Brassicales, Brassicaceae. Gene Ontology annotation, biological process: COPII-coated vesicle cargo loading; endoplasmic reticulum to Golgi vesicle-mediated transport; intracellular protein transport. The record is from RefSeq and is a predicted model, not a curated record. Gene Ontology annotation, molecular function: SNARE binding; zinc ion binding. Gene Ontology annotation, cellular component: endoplasmic reticulum exit site; COPII vesicle coat.